Messenger RNA from Recurvomyces mirabilis, 957 nucleotides. RefSeq lists its product as uncharacterized. The record is from RefSeq and is a predicted model, not a curated record. The coding region runs from base 1 to 957 and encodes 318 amino acids. Gene Ontology annotation, molecular function: aldehyde-lyase activity. Lineage: Eukaryota; Fungi; Ascomycota; Dothideomycetes; Mycosphaerellales; Teratosphaeriaceae. Gene Ontology annotation, cellular component: cytosol. The transcript has 3 exons. Gene Ontology annotation, biological process: pentose catabolic process.
AUGGCCGAUCAUCAGCGCUCCGCUCUCCUUCGAGCAUCAACACCAGCAUCAAAGGACUUCUUCAGCACUCUAAUAGUGGCCAACCACAUUCUACACUACCACAAUGUCGUGGACGCCUACGGCCACAUCAGUGCAAGGAACCCACAGAACCCGGAGACAUUCUUCAUCUCAAAAUCACUUGCUCCGGCCCUGGUAUCAUGUCGUGAGGACCUUGAAGAAUACCGAGUCGCGGACGCCUCGCCAGUGAAUCCUGAUGCACCAAAAGGCUAUGUUGAGCGCUUCAUACAUAGUGAGAUCUACAAGCGGUAUACGGGUGUGCAUGCCGUCAUCCAUGGACAUCCCGAGGUGGUGAUACCGUUUGGCAUUAGUAGUAUUCCUUUGAGACCUGUGUUCCAUAUGGGUGGUGUCAUGGGCGCACAAUGCCCGAUCUAUGACAUUCAGCAGCAUUAUAAAUCAUCUGACAAUGUUCACUCGCUUCUCGUCAACAACGAACACCUUGGCGCAGGUCUAGCACUAGGCUUCCAUCCAUCGACCAUGAUCUCGAAAGGCACCAGCCUGAUCCGAAGCUUCGUCACAUCCCAGCCAACCCAAGUGCCGGAAUUUCCGUCAAGUCCCACAGUGCUAAUGCGUGGCCAUGGCUUCACAUGUCUCGGCUCUACCGUACAAGAAGCGGUGUUCCGGGCUGUGUAUACGUGCACCAAUGCUAGAGUCCAGACGACUGCUCUUAUGAUGCAGGGGUCGUACAAUGUUGGCCUUGUCGGCGAGCGUUUUGGCGGUGGUGAGAAGGAAACGGGGCCUGCGAAGCAUGAAGACAUCAAGUACCUCAGCGAGCGCGAAGCUAAAGAGGCUGGUACUGCGCUCCAAUCGAGUGCUGAGCGGCCGUGGAAGUUGUGGUGUGCGGAAGUCGCCGCAUCAGGCUUAUAUCAAAAUGAGCUCGGCUCUCCCCCAGGCGCAUGA